GCUUGAUUCAGUUUGAAAGAUAAAGCAGAAAUUUAAAAGAUAAAGCAGCCCCACUUAAUUCUGUCAAAAACCCAUUUCAAAUCCAUAUUCAUUGUGUUCGACUUUAGUGUAGGUCUGACAACCCUAUGCUGUGAACUUGAAAUUCUAGCAGAUUUUUUGGUGUGCGCCGAUAAACCGAAUUGUGGUGAAAUAUUCCCAUCGUAGCUGUGAACUUCUAGCUGAACAGAGAUAUAUCACCAAAUACAAUGGGAGCCAGUACCUCGAAGGGAGUCGGAGUGGCCCAGGCAGCGGCCGCUCCUGUUGUCUCCGCCGCCCAGCCGGAUCAGGCCAGUGGAGCCACUGCAGCCGCCGCUGGCGGUGAGAAGCCGAAGUGCAAGGCCUGCUGCGCUUGUCCCGAGACCAAGCGGGCACGUGAUGCCUGCAUCGUGGAGAACGGCGAGGAGAACUGCUCGGCGCUGAUUGAGGCACACAAGAAGUGCAUGCGUGAUGCCGGCUUCAAUAUCUAAGUUGGGCUAGUGCCACCACAUCCCCAGAUUCUCCUCACUGUUGUUUUCUGUUGUAUCUCAAGCUAAUUAUAGAACUAAAUUAAUUGACGA
Messenger RNA from Drosophila ananassae, 596 nucleotides. RefSeq names its product cytochrome c oxidase copper chaperone (gene Cox17). The coding region runs from base 246 to 506 and encodes 86 amino acids. Gene Ontology annotation, cellular component: mitochondrial intermembrane space. The transcript is spliced from 3 exons. Gene Ontology annotation, molecular function: copper chaperone activity; copper ion binding. NCBI's taxonomy places the organism in Eukaryota, Metazoa, Arthropoda, Insecta, Diptera, Drosophilidae. The record is from RefSeq and is a predicted model, not a curated record. Gene Ontology annotation, biological process: mitochondrial respiratory chain complex IV assembly.